This is a messenger RNA of Eutrema salsugineum, 996 nucleotides long. Its product is annotated as vacuolar protein sorting-associated protein 55 homolog. The transcript has 4 exons. Gene Ontology annotation, cellular component: endosome. Gene Ontology annotation, biological process: late endosome to vacuole transport via multivesicular body sorting pathway. The record is from RefSeq and is a predicted model, not a curated record. NCBI's taxonomy places the organism in Eukaryota, Viridiplantae, Streptophyta, Magnoliopsida, Brassicales, Brassicaceae. Bases 359 to 700 code for a protein of 113 amino acids.
CUCUUUCUAUUUUAUUGAUUUUCCUAGCGGAAUCGAAUCAGAUUCGAGAGGAUUUCCCCCUUGUCCAUUUCUUCUUGCUUCGUGCUCGUAUCUUCAGUACGUUUGUAUAUGGAAAUCGAAAACGUUCUUAUUAGUGUUUGCUCAUGGGUUUUGAGCCUUGAUUUACCCAGAUUGCGGGUUGUUAAAGAUUCAUGAUUUUUUGAUUUUGUGUGCUAGGGUUUCUGCGUUUUGAAAUAUUCCAACUCACUGAUUGUUUUGCUAUUUGUUGUUUUUUUUGGUAUGUCCCGAAUCCCGAUGCUGACUUCUUCUGGAAUGCUCAAAUUGCUGUUUUGGUACAGUACUUGCUGGGCUUGCCUUCAUGUUUUCAUCUAGUAUCCUCCUUCAGAUCCUGGCAUGUGCAAUAUAUGGUAAUUGGUGGCCAAUGCUAUCGGCACUCAUGUACGUGGUAGUGCCUAUGCCUUGUUUGUUCUUUGGAGGAGGCUCUACUCAAUUCCUAACUAGUCGAGAUGGUGGAGGGUGGAUAGAUGCAGCUAAGUUCUUGACAGGAGCAUCAACCGUGGGGAGCCUUGCGAUUCCAAUCAUCUUAAGGCACGCGCAGAUGAUUGAGACCGGUGCAAUGCUCAUAGAAUUCACAUCCUUCUUUAUAUUCAUAUGCACCGUCAUGUGUUUUCACCGGGCUAGCCUCGAUGAUGAUUGGUAACAGAGAGCUUGUUUCUUGCUGGUAAUCUACUAAUCUGAUUCGCAUGAGAAAGAGAGAGGAGGGUUAGGAUUGAAGAAGAUGAUGUUAUUAUUAUGCGAUCGAGAAAACGAUGUUAGGGAGUAUUGUGUUCUUCUUCUUUUCUCUUCUCUUUUGUAAAGCUUUUGUAUCAAUUAGUGUCUGUAAAAAAAAAUGUUUAUCCAUCUCGUGAAUGUGAUGCUUUGUGUUUCUUAUAAAAACCUCUUGGAACAAGUAAAAACAGAUGUGAUUCUCUUCGUACCUCUCUAUAAUAUCGUCUU